Molecule: messenger RNA, 2487 nt
Organism: Maudiozyma barnettii
Lineage: Eukaryota; Fungi; Ascomycota; Saccharomycetes; Saccharomycetales; Saccharomycetaceae
Gene: KIP3
Product: tubulin-dependent ATPase KIP3
Exons: 1
Coding region: 1-2487 (828 amino acids)
Biological process (GO): mitotic sister chromatid segregation; microtubule-based movement; microtubule depolymerization
Cellular component (GO): kinesin complex; nucleus; mitotic spindle midzone
Molecular function (GO): ATP hydrolysis activity; microtubule binding; plus-end-directed microtubule motor activity
Source: RefSeq, a predicted model, not a curated record
AUGGAUCCAUCUUCGGUAGGUAGACAGUCGUCAAUUACGGUGGCAGUACGAGUUAGGCCAUUUAAUGAUAUGGAAUUAUCGAAUUUGAUUUCAAUAGAUCAAUCAAUAAAGACAAAAUUAACUAAUUUUCCCUAUCCAAUAAAUUUUAGUAAUGGUAAGAAAAAUGAAUCUACCAGUGUGACAGGUGAUUCAAGUAUUUUAUUACCAAAUGAUUUAAAAGAAAAUGAUAAUGAAAAUAAUAAUACUACUAAUAGUAAUAAUAAUAAAAUGAUAAGAUCUAAUGGUAUUUGGAAAUUGAUAGAUUGUGUAGAUGAUAAAAUGUUAGUAUUUGACCCAAUUGAUAGAACUCCGUUGAAUUUAAUGAGCGAAAAUGUUUUAAAUAGUGCAUACUUCCAAAGAAGGAAAAAUAGGCAAAGAAGAAGAAGAACUUUAAAGACAACAAAUAUAUAUAAUAAUAAUACUGGAUCUCAAAAUAAUAUAUCAAGAAGACAAUUUGGGAAAAUAGAUGAUGAUUCCGGAGAAAUUAAAUUUGUCUUUGAUAAAUUAUUCGAUGACAACUCUACACAACAAGAAGUUUAUCAAAGUACAACGAGUCCUUUAAUUACAUCAGUUUUGGAAGGCUUUAAUGCUACAAUAUUUGCAUAUGGUGCUACUGGUUGUGGGAAAACUUAUACAGUAAGUGGUACACCAGAGGCACCAGGGAUCAUUUUCCAAGCUAUGCAAGAAUUAUUUGAUAAAAUUGAUUCAUUAAAUGAUACACAAACUUUUGAAAUAUCAUUAUCAUUUUUAGAGAUUUAUAAUGAACGAAUAAGAGAUCUAUUAAAUCCAGAGACUAAUUCAAAGAGAUUAAUUAUACGAGAAGAUGAUAAUCAACGAACCACUGUAGCAAAUCUAUCUCAUCAUUACCCAAAGACUGUUCAAGAUGUAAUCGAUCUAGUGAUAAAGGGCAAUAUUAAUAGAACUACAUCACCAACUGAAGCAAAUGAAGUAUCAUCCAGAUCUCAUUCUGUUUUACAAGUUCAUAUUAUUCAAACCAAUAAAACUAUUGAUUUAACUUCACAUCAUAAAUAUGCUACAUUAUCAAUCAUUGAUCUUGCAGGUAGUGAACGUGCUGCAUCGACUAAAAAUAGAGGGAAACGACUUAAUGAAGGUGCAAAUAUUAAUCGAUCAUUAUUAGCUUUAGGUAACUGUAUCAAUGCAUUAUGUAUUAGUGAUAAUACUAAUGAGAUGAUGAUUAAUGGUAAUCAUAAACGAUCAUAUCAUAUUCCAUAUAGAGAUUCCAAAUUGACUCGAUUACUUAAAUUUUCAUUAGGUGGUAAUUGUAAGACAGUAAUGAUUGUUUGUAUAUCACCAAGUAGUUCACAUUAUGAUGAAACUUUGAAUACAUUAAAAUAUGCAAAUCGAGCUAAAGAGAUUAAGACAAAGAUUAUACGAAAUCAACAAUCAUUAAAUAAACAUGUUAGUUCCUAUUUAAAGAUGAUUACAGAACAAAAACUAGAAAUUGAACAAUUACGAUUAAGAGAAUCACAAAUGAUUGAAUUAAAGUUGAAUGAAUUAAAGUUGAAUUAUCAAAAAAUUGAAAGACAAAUGAAAGAAAUUUUUAAUAAUAUUGAAUAUCAAUAUAAGACAAAUGAAAGGUAUAUUACACUAAAAAAUUUAAGAUCAUUAACAUUAGUUAAAAGACGUUUUUUACAAUUAAUUAAAAUUGAAAUUGAUAAUGUAAUGAAUUAUUUUACAGAUCGAGAAAUUCAUAAGAAUUGUGAAUUAAUUCAAUUACAAAUUUUUGAAAAGAUUAAAGAAUUAGAGAUUAAAUUUGAUUCCAAUGAUGAAUUAAAUUUAGUUAUUAAGCACGUCAAAGAAGUUGAUUAUUUAAAAUUAAAAGAAAUGGAAAAUUGGGAUGAAUCGAUAUAUGAAAAUUUAUUUGAGACAAAAUUAUUGCAAAUCGAAGAAAGUUUGAGAAAUGAAAUUAUGAUAAAUUCUUCCAUAAUAAUUGAAAAAUUAUUUAAUGAUGAAAAAUUAUUGAAACGGUUUAAAUUUUUCAGUGAAUGUUUAAUUAAUGAGCAUGAUAUUAAUUUAAUUCUUCAAGACUUAGUUAAUAUUGAUAAAGAAUUUGAUGAAUUUGCUGAACAAUUUUUAAUAAUUCAGCAGAAUGGUAAUACUACCGAUAAGCAGAAAAAGAAAAAAUUAAGAUGGUCAGAUUCUCUAAUUGAAUCAGUAAUACCAAAAUUUCCAACAAAAAAUAUAAUACUAUCAGAUUCUAUGGAAAUUGAUAUGAGUUUACAAGAUACUACAAUGACCACACAAGAUAGUUUAAAAAAUGAAGAAAAUAAAGUAGUUGAUACAAGUUAUAACAAUAACAAUAGUAAUAUAGAAGAUCGGAGUAUAAUUAAUGAAAAUGAAAAUGGCAAUAAUGGUAAUAGAAAUAGUAAUAAUAUUAGUGGAUCAUCUAUAUUAUUGAGACGAAACUUCCUUACAGACGAUUCCUAG